AUGGAUAGUACUAAGGAAUUGGAGCAUGAACCGGAGCUUAAACUUGAAGAAGCUAAGCUAAUAGCUGAGGAGGAGCAGCUCGGAGAGGAGGAUAAGCAACUAGGAGAGGAGGAUAAGCUUGUAGUCGGGGAUGCUCUUGUCACACCAACUGGUCCAAUGACUCGCUCAAGAGCUAAAAUGUUUAACGAAGCUGUUGGAGGAUUAAUUAAUCAGAUUCGGAGCCAACACGAUCAAGACAUCAAACAAGAUCCUAACCGGCAUCAUUAUCCGUUAGCGUUUGGUGUUCUUGACGGUGAGAAUGAUGCGAGUUGGAACUGGUUUAUGGAGAUGAUGAAAACCGUUAUUGGAGACUCCUCCGAAAUAGCUUUUAUGACUGACAGAAAUGCAAGUCUCAUCAAAGCCAUAGCUAAUGUGUAUCCACAAGCUUAUCAUGGGUUUUGUAUAUACCAUUUGUCCCAAAAUGUUAAAGGUCAUGCUUCCAACUAUAACAGAGAUGUUGUUGCAUGGAGAUUCAUGGAGGUAAGCAGGUUAUACACAGUGGCUGAGUUUAAAGUGGAAUACAAUUCGUUCAAGGUAAGGUAUCCAAAUGCUGCCAAGUAUCUCGAAGAUUAUACGAAGGUUGAAAAAUGGGCAAGGUGUGUAUUUCCAGGAGAAAGGUACAACCUAGACACUAGCAACGAUGUGGAAUCAUUGAACAACGUAUUCAAAGACGUUAGGAGGUACUCCUUAAUUCCCAUGCUUGAUGCGAUUAUCGCUAAAUUCUCUGAAUGGUUUAAUGAACAUCGGAAAGAGGCCGUGUCUGGUUCGGUUGCAAAUAAAUUGGUGCCUUUUGUGGAGAAUUACUUGCACGAUUUAUGGGGGGUUGCUGAGAAACUAAAAGUGACUGAGCUAAACACUUUUGAGCUGCAAUACAAUGUCAUUGACAACGACGGGAAGCCUUAUUUGGUGAAUUUGGUUAUGAGGAGUUGUGCUUGCAGGUUCUUUGAUAUUCAAAAGUACCCUUGUGUACAUGCAUUGGCCGCUUUCAUAGAGUACCUAAACACUAAAGAUAGAACUAGAGAUAUCCAAAUGCAUGAGUUGUGUUCUAGGUACUAUAGGACGGAGCUGUGGGCGAUGGCGUAUUACCAGACAAUUUUCCUAGUACCGGAUAAGUCUCAGUGGAACGUCCCGGCUUGGGUGAAAGAUGUUCAGAUCAUUCCGCCAAAACGCAAAACAAAGGGUGGAAGGAAGAGAACUAAAAGGUUUGCGUCUACUGGAGAAAAGCGACCACCAAAGAGAAAAAGAACACAGAAUAAAAGGCGGCAGAGACAAGGACUACAAUGGUUGUUAUUCGGAGUUUCUAGUAAUGUUUGA
This is a messenger RNA of Capsella rubella, 1353 nucleotides long. RefSeq lists its product as uncharacterized. NCBI's taxonomy places the organism in Eukaryota, Viridiplantae, Streptophyta, Magnoliopsida, Brassicales, Brassicaceae. Gene Ontology annotation, molecular function: zinc ion binding. The transcript is spliced from 2 exons. Bases 1 to 1353 code for a protein of 450 amino acids. The record is from RefSeq and is a predicted model, not a curated record.